ACAUAAAAAAAGUCUCUUCUUUUUCUUUUAUGGUGGAAAAAACAACUAGAAUGUCAAAUACAACAAACAAAAUAAAUCCAUAAUCCACCAUAAUUUCCAAAAAAAAAAAAUUAAAAAAAAAAUCCCUUUCAUCUUAUAAACAUGUCAUCUACUACGAAUAACGACGAUGAAUUUAACGUUCAAAAAAGUAAAUUUUCGGCGUAUGAUCGUCUUAGUUGUGAAAAUUCUCCUAUGAAUAUGUCACCAUGGAACCAAAGUUGUAAUUUAAAUGCUACAAACGAUGAUGAUGAUGAUAACGAUGAUGUUAUGAAAAAUAAUCGUAAAAUUUGUUUAAUUGGUUCACUUGUACGUGAAGAAGGACAUAUUUAUUCUUUAGCUACAAAAAAUGAUCUUCUUUAUACCGGAUCUGAUAGCAAAAAUAUACGUGUAUGGAAAGAUAUGAAGGAAUUUUCAGCUUUUAAAUCAAAUAGUGGACUUGUUAAAGCUAUUAUUAUUUCCGGAGAUAAAAUAUUUACCGGUCAUCAAGAUGGAAAAGUUCGUGUUUGGAAGGUGCAACCUAACAAUCCUAGUAGUUUCAAGCCUGCUGGAACUCUACCAACAUUCUUUGACAUUUUCAAGGCUUCAAUUAGGCCAAGCAAUUACUUCAUGUCAGCAAAACACAACAAAGCUUCAAUUUGGAUCAAACAUUGGGAUGCAAUAUCUUGUUUAAGCAUGGAUCAUAAUCAUGGCCUAUUGUACUCUGCAUCAUGGGACAGAACAUUCAAAGUAUGGAGAGCAGACAGUUCAAAAUGUCUUGAAUCAGUUAAAGCACACGAAGACGCUGUUAAUUCAGUCGUAGCUAGUGCUGAUGGCGUUGUCUAUACCGGUUCAGCUGAUGGUACUGUCAAGAUAUGGCAAAGAGAGUUCACACCUAAGACGAUACGACAUGUUUUAGUUCACACACUUUUGAAUCAGGAGUGUGCUGUGACUGCGUUAGCCGUUAACAAGUCUGGUUCUGUUGUGUACUGUGGUUCAUCUGAUGGUGUUGUGAACUUUUGGGAAAAAGAGAAGAAGAGUUGGACUCAUGGUGGUGUACUAAAAGGUCAUAAGUUGGCUGUGUUGUGUCUUGAAUCAGCUGGUAAUCUUGUGUUUAGUGGAUCAGCAGAUAAGAACAUUUGUGUUUGGAGAAAAGAAGGUUGUGUUCAUACAUGUUUGUCUAUGUUGACAGGACACAAUGGACCUGUCAAAUGUUUGGCUGUUGAACAAGAUAAAGAAUCAACAACAAGUGAUCAAAAAUGGGUACUUUAUAGUGGGAGUCUUGAUAAGUCUGUCAAAGUUUGGAGUGUUUCUGAAAUGGCACCAAUUAUGCACAAUGGAGAUGUUCAAUAGAUGUUGUAAUUUGUCUAUGUUGCUUGGGGUGCGUGUCGGGUUCUGCAAAAGUAGUGCGGCAUUGAAAGUGAAGAGUCUGAGCAACUUAGGUAUGUUUGAAAAAGUGUUUGAUGUAUGUUGUGUGUUAUGUUUUUUUUACACUCUUUUGGAAAGAGAGAAGAUUUGUUGGGGGUUAUGAAAAAUGUAAAAUUGUAAGAUAUGUAACAAUUAAAUGGUGUGUAAAUUUGUUGGCCAUUGGUUUCUUAUAUUAUAUAAGUAUAUAAUUUUUUUGGUA
Solanum pennellii is the source of this 1642-nucleotide messenger RNA. RefSeq names its product protein JINGUBANG. The transcript has 3 exons. Lineage: Eukaryota; Viridiplantae; Streptophyta; Magnoliopsida; Solanales; Solanaceae. Bases 142 to 1368 code for a protein of 408 amino acids. Gene Ontology annotation, molecular function: protein binding. The record is from RefSeq and is a predicted model, not a curated record.